Haliotis rufescens (red abalone) is the source of this 3102-nucleotide messenger RNA. RefSeq names its product SID1 transmembrane family member 1-like. Gene Ontology annotation, cellular component: membrane. The record is from RefSeq and is a predicted model, not a curated record. The transcript has 24 exons. NCBI's taxonomy places the organism in Eukaryota, Metazoa, Mollusca, Gastropoda, Lepetellida, Haliotidae. Bases 113 to 2683 code for a protein of 856 amino acids.
UAACAAGUUGAGAGUAGAAAUCGUUGAGCUCCCACCUUUCCACUGCACGUGAUUAUACAUCAUCACAUUUCCAACAAGGAGCGACGGUGCUUGUUUAAAUGUAUCGGAGGCCAUGGUUGGUUCAGUUUUUGGAGUCUUAUAUCUAAUUUUCAUCAGCGGCAUAGCUUCCCAAGGGAGGAAGGCAAACGACCACCUCGAUGAAGAUACAGACUAUGGCCGUGUCGGCUCUGUUGUCAGUCCUCACGGAGACCUGAAGAAUGAUUUUCAAACGCUUGUUGUUGACGCUGAGUUUGGAACGACUUACAAAGAAAUCGUCGACUUGAAGUCUCAGAUAUUGUUUGUUUACAACUUCAAUGUGACUGAAGGGCUCAAUCAGACGACUGCUGUCCGUGUGUCGGUCAGCAGCAUCAACAGCACAAGCUCCUCCCCCGUGAUGGUGGUUGUACGACAGAGACAGGGGAUCAUGUCAUGGGCUGUGCCGCUCUUCAUCGACUACAUCUAUGCCUACUCCUCCGUGAGCCGCACCCUGUGCCCCAUCUUCCAUCUCUCGGGUUCAGAUACAGAGGAGGACCCUCAACAGCAAAUCUUUGUGGAAGUAUCCUCCAUGGCUGUCAACGCCACCCCCUUCACAUUUUCUGCUGAGCGUCUACCCGACUUUGAGCUGAGACAUAGUGAAAUGAAGAACACGACUGUCUCUCCCUCGGAGCCCCAGUACUUCCUGUACAAGUUUCCAGAGAAGGUCACAUCCGUUCUUAUCAAGGUCAAGUCCGACUCCAUCACCUGCAUGGUUGUCUCCAUCCAGGACGUCAGGUGUCCUGUAUACGACCUUGACCGGAAUGUGGAGUUUGCUGGCAAGUACCAGACGAUGAGCACUCAGGCGGCCAUGUUGCUUCAGGCAUCUGACUAUGAACACAAGCAGUUCUAUGUGGUACUGAUUGUGAAGCCCCUCGACCUUGACUGCCUUGGAAUUGAACAGAUACAGACUACAGGAGCCAGCACUGCUCGAGGCAAGAAUGUCACCAUCCUUGUCGAGGACACAAUACCAAAGUCGCAGUACUACAAAGGAAUCUUUGCUGCAGUUGGCUUCUUUUCCAUAUUCUAUGUGAUCGCUGGCGCCAUGUUGUGCUGCUUUCACCGAUGUGGCACCAGUAAGAGCCUUAUGGAGAUUUCGGACUCGGAGCGAGACAAACUUACAGGGUUCAUCCAACCUGGAUACCACACAACCAAUCAGAAUGCAGGGACGCCUAGCGGUAACCAUGACGAUAUCGACAGCUCUCAAUCCUUUGUGCAGAGUGGUGCCACCUAUGGGUCCAUGAGCUCAAAUUUAGCGAAGGAGUUGGAGCCCGUUGUGCCAGGGCAGGCCACGCCGCCACAAACGCCACCUGGACAUCAUCGGGCUGAUUCACUGGACGAGUCUGACGUUGACUUUCUACACGAUGCUAAUGAAGAGAAGGACAUCUUUAGGACAAAGACAGCCUUGUUUGUGUCCGACCUCGCACGGAAAAGUCGCAAGAAGUUGUCCAAGCUGUAUAAGAUCUACCACUGGAAUCUGUUCACCAUUGCUAUCUUCUAUGGACUGCCGGUAGCUCAACUGGUCAUCACAUACCAGAACGUUCUGGUUGCAACUGGGAAUGAAGACCUGUGCUACUACAACUUUGACUGCGCCCACCCCCUCGGCGUCCUCAGCUGCUUCAACAACGUCUUCAGCAACAUCGGCUAUGUCCUGCUCGGGAUACUCUUCAUCCUCCUAGUCUGGCACAGAGAUUCUUCACACAAGAGGCUGGUGAGAGAGCACGGAGAUGUGGAACAGAGGUUUGGCAUCCCACAGCACUUCGGCCUGUUCUAUGCGAUGGGUGUUGCCCUGGUGAUGGAGGGCGUGAUGAGCGCCUGCUACCACGUGUGCCCCAACUACUCCAACUUCCAGUUUGACACGUCGUUCAUGUACAUCAUAGCGUGUUUGUGUAUGCUGAAGAUCUACCAGUCCCGCCAUCCUGACAUCAACGCCAAGGCGUACCAGGCGUAUCUGUGCAUGGCACUCGUUAUCUUCAUGGCCGUAAUCGGAGUGGUAUAUGCAACUCGUCUGUUUUGGAUCAUGUAUGCCAUCGUCCAUAUGCUGGUCAGCCUACUUCUCAGUGCACAGAUCUACUACAUGGGCCGGUGGCAGAUAGAUCGGUACAUAUUCAAGCGGCUGUGGUACGUGUUUGUGACUGAUUGCCUGAAAUGUGCGCGGCCAACGUACAGGGAUCGUUUCACACUCUUGCUGAUUGGCAACGCCAUCAACUGGUCAUUUGCAAUCUACGGAGCUAUCAAGCAGCCGGCAGACUUCGCAAGCUACCUCCUUGCCAUCUUCAUCGGCAACCUCCUCCUGUACUGCCUCUUCUACAUCCUCAUGAAGCUUCUGACCGGAGAGAAGAUCAAGAUGGUGGCCAUAUUCAUAAUCCUGCUGUCGAUGGUUACGUGGGGCUCUGCACUCUAUUUCUUCUUCUCCCACCUGACAUCCUGGCACAAAACACCAGCAGGCUCGAGAGAGAGUAACCGUGACUGCAUUCUACUGGAGUUUUAUGACGCCCAUGAUGUGUGGCACUUUAUGUCUGCUGUCAGCCUCUUCCUUUCAUUCCUGAUCCUGCUGUUGCUGGACGAUGACCUGUCUCUGAAGCGAAGGGACAGAAUCCCAGUGUUUUAACAGGAAGUAAUGACAGAGUUAUCUACCCAUGGAUCUUUCAUCAACUGUAAUGUGCUUCAAGCUGAUUCCAAGAACUAUUUUCUCCUUUGUGAAAUGCUUCACCCGUAAAAACAUUGCAAAGCAGAUCCUGUGUUGAUAUUUCCAAUAUUUACUGAUAUCAAGCAAUGUUCCUGUUUACAUCAGCAUUCAAGUCUGUCUCAAAUCUUGCCCGCUACCUACUUAAUACCUCGGACAGAACAGGAAGUGAUGUCACAUCAGUUCACUGUAAAUCACCUUGGGUCAGUCCCAAAGAGUCGGGGGCACAGUCGUCUAAGGCGCCACGAUUUGCUGUGCAGAGUUAUGUCCCUUGGGCACGCCAGAAACCUAUGAUUAUGGGUUUGAAUCCCAGUUCGCCCCGAUUAUGUUUCUAGGUUUGUCAG